This is a messenger RNA of Rotaria sp. Silwood2, 762 nucleotides long. The record is from the annotation of a GenBank genome assembly. NCBI's taxonomy places the organism in Eukaryota, Metazoa, Rotifera, Eurotatoria, Philodinida, Philodinidae.
AUGUGGAAACUAAAUAAUAACCGCGGUCGGCCCCAACGGGCGAUAAGCCUAUGGGACGUUAUUAUUAUUAUUAUACUUAUACAUGAAUUAUUAGCAAAUAUUUUUAAACCAAAUAAACCAAUGUUAUCUAUAACUGAUCUGACAAAUCUACUUGGACUUUUAUCAUUAUCAAUUAAUUCAUUUCAAUCAUCAUGUCAAAUUACUUCACAAGAAAUUAUUAAACAAAUUAAAAUUACAACAAAUACAUCAACAAUAACGAAUCUUUUACGAACAGUUCUUGGUCCAACAUUAGUACAAAUUUAUCGAUGACGUGGUUUAACGAUUAAUUUUCCUUCUUGGUUUUUAUUACUUUAUCAAACAUGUCUUUCAUUACUUAAUACUUUUUCUAAUACUCCUCCAUUAAUAUCAACUUAUGAUAAUCUUUCGAUUAUUUUUGAUACGGAUUAUUGUCAUAUUUGUAAACAACUGUUUAGUUUUUUAAAAAAUACAAAAUCAUUUGAACAAACUUUUAUUCCAAAAGAUAAAAUCGAUCAUUUUAAUAUUAUUGUAAAUAAAAUUAGUCCAUGGAUUAUUGUUAUCAAAUCUAUGAUGUCAGAUAAAGAAAAUCAUCAAAUAAAUAUUAUUAAAAUAUCAGCAUAUGAUGAAGCGAUUUCUCAUGUAAAUAAUCUUCUUCGUUCAUUACUUUAUCACAUUCAAUUAUCAAAUCAUAGUGAAGAUCAAUCUAAAAUGACAAGAAAAAAACGUUUCAAAUCAUCAAUGUGA